ACAGAGCGGGGGCGAGUUUCGAUCCAUACAAUACCCGUAUUUCCAGUUCCACUGCCAUCCCUAUCUCUCACAACCUCCAGUGUGCAACUUGCAACGCAGAAAGGAAUCGAACUUCUCGGCCUCUCUCUCUCGGACCCUCUUCUCUGCAGCACAAAAAGGAUCUCCUGGGCAGUUCCUAUGCACAGGUGCCAUAGCCUAUCUUUAUCUUCUUCGUCUUCGUCUGCCUCAUGCUUACCCGUCUGCUUCUUUUCUUUGCGGGUACGUGAUGCUCAUCUGCUUCGUCUCCAUUGGAAUUUCAAACCAAAGUCGAUGCUCAUGCAUUGUAACUAUGAAAGAAGUCUUGAUCGGCAUGAUAACUACAGAGAUUGUGCUUCACUAUUGCGAGCCUUGAGCAGAAAAAAUUUGCCUUACGUUGCUUCAAAGCUAUUAUUCAAGAUGAAAUCAGAAGGUUUACAACCUGACAACUCUACUUUGUCUGCUCUGAUGGUUUGGUAUGCCAACAAUGGUUUAUUCCCUCAGGCACAGGCUAUUUGGGAAGAAAUUAUAAACAGUUCUUCUGUGCCUAGUAUUGAAAUAAUUUCGGAGCUGAUCGAUGCCUAUGGGAGGAUAGGAUGUUUUAAUGAAGUUACAAGGAUUCUGCAUCAAGUAAGUUUGACAGAUUCCAGCAUAUUGCUGGAAAUUUAUGCUCUGGCUAUAUCUUGCUUUGGAAAGAGAGGACAGCUUGGAAUGAUGGAAAAUACGUUGAAGGAGAUGGUUUCCAAGGGAUUCCCAGUUAAUUCUGAUGUGGGAAAUGCUUUUAUCAUAUACUAUAGCAGUUUUGGAUCUCUAACUGAGAUGGAAGUAGCUUAUGGCCGUCUUAAGAGGUCAAGAAUUCUCAUAGAGAAAGAAGGAAUUAGAGCAAUGUCAUUUGCUUAUAUAAAGGCAAGGAAGUUUUACAAUUUAGGUCAAUUCGUAAGGGAUGUGGGUCUUGGUAGGAGAAACGUGGGAAAUCUUCUUUGGAACUUGCUUUUGCUAUCCUAUGCUGCAAAUUUCAAAAUGAAAAGCUUGCAAAGGGAAUUUCUGGCAAUGGUGGAAAGUGGAUUCCAACCCAAUCUUACUACUUUUAACAUUCGAGCUCUGGCCUUUUCAAGGAUGUCUCUGUUUUGGGACCUCCAUGUAAGCCUUGAGCAUAUGAAACACGAAGCGGUUUUUCCUGAUCUUGUGACUUACGGUUGUAUUGUUGAUGCAUAUUUGGACAGAAGAUUGGGAAGGAAUUUGGAUUUCGCAUUAAGCAAAAUGGACACAAAUGAUCAAGCUGUUACAUCGACGGACCCAUUUGUGUUUGAGGCCCUGGGAAAAGGGGAUUUUCACUUAAGCUCGGAGGCACUGUUGGAGUUUAAUAGGCAAAAGAAAUGGACCUACAAGGAGCUUAUUGCAACCUAUCUGAAGAAAAAGUACCGGAGUAAUCAAAUCUUUUGGAAUUACUGACAGGUUAUCUUUGGCGUGCAGCUGAAAAUUCAUGUACAGCGGCUACAGCCAUACUUUGCUUAUUCAGAGGAAAAGAAAAAUGAAUAAAAAGGAAAAUGUACAGCUGCUUUCGGACCAGGUGUUUGAGAAGUAGGCUUUUUAAUAUCUCAGCUGCUAACUAACUCAUGCUUUUGGAUUAACAAAUAGUUCCUGUUUUUACUAAGUUGCAUACCACUUGAUUGUGGCAUCCACCUGAUAUGGACAGCUUACUAGUGAGGUAUGUCAUAGUUGUUUUGCUCAGCCAUAUGUCACUUAAGGAGCAACUUUGACACUAAAUUUUUUUUUUUUUUUUGGCUUUCUCAAUUUUAUUCUUCUAAUCUUCCAGAUGUUUGAUUGCCCCAAGUCAUGUUGUGGAUCAGAACAACAAAAACCUCCUAAGGUGGAAAGAAACCUUCGUUCCUUAAUAAAAGAGCUGCAUGGUGUAAAUGAUAUGAAUUCUUGGGUCACAUCAAUUCGUAGGUCCUUUGUGCAUUCUAAUUUCCUCUUCUUUGUGGUGCCUGAAAUGGUUUUACCUUGUUUCAUUUUUAUUAGUUUUGAUCUGGGAAGUGAUGUUAAUGGUAUCCUGAUUUUCCAGUGUCUUAUGCUUUCUUGUAUACUCUCAAGCUUCAAUUUCUCUU
Ilex paraguariensis (yerba mate) is the source of this 2123-nucleotide messenger RNA. The record is from the annotation of a GenBank genome assembly. NCBI's taxonomy places the organism in Eukaryota, Viridiplantae, Streptophyta, Magnoliopsida, Aquifoliales, Aquifoliaceae.